UGGGUUUUUUUUUCCUCUUCUUUAUUUUCUUGCUUUUCUUUCGUUUCUAAGAAAUCAUAUAUUAUCAUAAAGAUGUCUUACGCUUAUCAACAACAAGGUGGCGAAGCUAACUCUUACCAAGGUGGUCAAGCCGCCUCUUAUCAAGGAGGUCAAGCCGCUUCGUACCAAGGUAAUCCAUUUUUCAUUAGAAAAGAAGGGAAAUAGGGGAAGUUGUGGGAUGGGCUCUAUGCGGACGAGGAGUUGUAUUAAGCAAUUAUAUUUUUGUCCCAUUCAUAUAGGUGGUGCCCCUCGAAUCAACCCUGACCAACAGCAAGCCGCUCAAAUUGCUAAGCAACAUGCUGACGAUGAUGAUGAUGAUGACAAGGAAGGUUUCUUCAAGUCCAUCCUUUCUAACGUCCUAGAUAAUGACGAUGAUGACAAGGAACUCAAGGAAGAUGAUGCUCAACAAGCCGCUCGUGCUCAUGAUGAAGUUUACAACAAGGGCAAUAGCGAAAAUACCUCUUCCCGUGACAUGGGUAUGGCUGCUGCUAUGCAAGCUUUCAAGAUGUUCUCCGGUAACAACAAUCAAUCUGGCGGUGGCGCUGGUUCCAGUGCCAUGGUUGGUUUAGCCAUGGGUGAGGCCAUGAAAUUGUUCAAGAACAAAGGUGGUGAAGAAAAGGGUUUCGAUAAGUCCGAACUUAUUCAAACCGCUGUCAAAAUGGCCAUCAAAUUAUACCUCGCUAAGCAAGCUGGUGAUGCCGCCAGCGGCGGUCUUCAAACUGUCAUGAAUAUGAUGGGUAUGGGUGAUGAUGAUAAGAAGCAGCAACAACAACAACAACAACAGCAACAACAAGAACAAGGCGGUUUCUCCAAGUUAUUAAACAAGUUCUUUUAAGAAAGAGACUUAA
Messenger RNA from Mycotypha africana, 887 nucleotides. RefSeq lists its product as uncharacterized. The transcript has 2 exons. NCBI's taxonomy places the organism in Eukaryota, Fungi, Mucoromycota, Mucoromycetes, Mucorales, Mycotyphaceae. The record is from RefSeq and is a predicted model, not a curated record. Bases 218 to 874 code for a protein of 218 amino acids.